CAUUUCAUCAGCGUCUUUACCCUGGGUUGGUCAGUUGAUGGAAAGAAGCUGGCCAGUGGAUCAAAGGACGAAGGCAUUAGGAUCUGGAAUCCUGAACGAACCGAUUAUCGUAUCACCAAUUCUAUCAUAUUGGACUCCUAUUCACGCGUCUUCUCAGAGCUACGAUGGGACCCUACUCAUCCUGAACGACUAGCGAGUGCAGGGGAAGAUGGUACACUGAGGUUUUGGGAUAUCCGACAGGGUUCCAAACCCACUCGGACGAUCGAAAAUGACUCUCCAAAAACUUCAUUUUUAAAUCUUUGUUGGUCACCUGACGCGUCGGUGGUGGCGAUUGGCGAUUCAAAUGAUCGACUUCAGUUUUAUGAAGCUGCCAGUGGAAAAAAGUUGGGUGAACAUUUUGAGUAUUCAAAAAGUCCAAUGGCAAAUGAGCUAGCCUUUGCGUACUCUGGGGAAUAUCUAUUUUUGCCAACGGGGGCAGGUGAGGUGGUGACCUACGGCUUUGAAUUUCAAGGGGAUUCAGUAAGCUUGAAGGAAUAUCAUCGGUGUACGCCACAUGCCGCCGUAUUGAAUUGUAUUGAUACUGAUCCGCGUGGCAGGUACAUUGCCGUCGGCGGAGCAGAUUCUAUCGUCAGUCUAAUAGACGUGGAAGAGUUUUAUUGUGUUAAUACAUUUGCUCAUCUUGAUUCGGACGUUCGUACCAUCAGCUUUUCUUACGAUGGCGACUUCAUCGCUUUUGCUGGAAAAGAUACCUUUAUUGAUAUUUCAUCGGUAGCAUCUGGGGCACAAGUUCGAAGAAUUGAUAACCUAACUUUUCCCGUCAAUACCAUUGCGUGGCAUCCUUCUAAAUAUUUCUUGGCAUAUGCAGGUGAUGAGAAAGCUGGGAAUGUCAGAGUGGCCAACUUGGCGGUAUAA
Molecule: messenger RNA, 912 nt
Organism: Melampsora larici-populina 98AG31
Lineage: Eukaryota; Fungi; Basidiomycota; Pucciniomycetes; Pucciniales; Melampsoraceae
Exons: 8
Biological process (GO): mRNA export from nucleus
Cellular component (GO): THO complex part of transcription export complex
Molecular function (GO): protein binding
Source: RefSeq, a predicted model, not a curated record